Messenger RNA from Dromaius novaehollandiae (emu), 2672 nucleotides. RefSeq names its product SMYD family member 5 (gene SMYD5). Gene Ontology annotation, molecular function: protein binding; histone H4K20 methyltransferase activity; DNA binding. Lineage: Eukaryota; Metazoa; Chordata; Aves; Casuariiformes; Dromaiidae. The record is from RefSeq and is a predicted model, not a curated record. The coding region runs from base 16 to 1422 and encodes 468 amino acids. The transcript has 13 exons. Gene Ontology annotation, biological process: negative regulation of gene expression, epigenetic.
GGGGGACGUGCCAAGAUGGACGCCGGCCCUCGCCCGCCCUGCGGCCCCCGGGGCGGCGGAGGCAGGGGGGAGGCCGCCGUCAGCCAUCUUCGGCGGGACCCGGGCGAGGAGGAAGAGGAAGACGCGUUUCCCGCCCCCGGCGGGUCAGAGCGGGGAAGUCACCGCCCGAAGAUGGCCGCCUCCGCGGGGGACGCGUGUGGUGGCGGUGGCGGUGGCGGGGCGGGCGGCCGGGCCGGGGCCGCGGCGGAGGCACGCUUCAUCAGCAGCGCCAAGGGGAAAGGCUUGUUCGCUACCAGGAGCAUCCGCAAAGGGGACACCAUCGUCGUGGAGCGGCCUGUGGUGGCCUCGCAGUUCCUCUGGAACGCCCUGUACAACUACCGAGCCUGCGAUCACUGCCUGCGGGCUUUGGAGACGGCAGAGGAAAACGCCCAGCGGCUGCUGGGGAGAAGCUCCCAGGUGCUGCCCCACCCGGAGCAGUGCAGCAUCCGGAAAGACCUGCACCAGCAGUGUCCCCAGUGCCAGGUGACGUACUGCAGUGCUGAAUGCAGGCAGUCUGCUUGGGAGCAGUACCACCAGGUCCUCUGCCUCGGCCCGUCCCACGAGGACCCCACGCACCCCCUCAACAAGCUGCAGGAGGCAUGGAGAAACAUGCAUUAUCCGCCGGAGACUUCCAGCAUCAUGCUGAUGGCACGGAUGGUUGCCACCGUCAAACAGGCUAAGGACAAGGACUGGUGGAUAAAGGUCUUCUCCCAGUUCUGCAGUAAGACAGCAAACGAGGAGGAGGAGAUUGUACACAAGCUGCUGGGGGACAAAUUUAAGGGCCAGCUGGAACUGCUGCGGUUGCUCUUCACAGAAGCCCUUUACGAUGAACAUCUCAGCAGGUGGUUCACUCCUGAAGGCUUUCAGUCCCUCUUUGCCCUCGUUGGGACCAACGGUCAAGGCAUAGGCACCAGCUCUCUGAGCCAGUGGGUGCACGCUUGCGAUGCGCUGGACCUCCCCAUGCCACAGCGAGAGCAGCUGGACGCCUUCAUCGACCAGCUCUACAAGGAUAUCGAGAAGGAGUCAGGAGAGUUCCUCAACUGCGAGGGAUCAGGUCUCUACGUGCUCCAGAGCUGCUGUAACCACAGCUGCAUCCCCAAUGCGGAGACGUCCUUCCCGGACAACAACUUCCUCCUGCACCUGACAGCUCUGGAGGAUAUCGAGGCGGGAGAGGAAAUCUGCAUCAGUUAUUUAGAUUGCUGCCAGAGGGAUCGGAGCAGACACAGCCGCCACAAGAUACUCAGGGAGAACUACUUGUUUACCUGCUCGUGUCCCAAGUGCCUAGCGCAAGCCGACGACGCUGACGUGACGUCGGACGAGGAGGAGGAGGGCGAAGGGGAGACGGAUGAUGCUGAGCUGGAGGAUGAGAUGACCGACGUUUGAUCCUGUGCCCUGGAGGAAAGAGAAAGGCAGGGAAGAGGGGGGUCCUCCGAGACACAGCAGCUUUAAUACUAGAAACAGGGUUGUGUUGUGGGGUCGGGGUGGGAGGCCGCGUGCCGGCGGCGGGCAUGGAGGUCUGGUGGUGCGGGGCAGCAGGGGAGCCGGAGGCAGGCCCUGCUCCCGCCUGUCCUUGUUGUGUGCUCUGUGUGUGUGUGUGUGUGCGAGGCCGUCCCCGUCGUCCCCGCGAGGAGAGGUGGCGAGCCGCGUUUCCCGUGGUCCCCUGCUGCAUCCCGGUCCCUGGCGGGGGAUCCUAGGGGAAAGCAGGGCCCGGCCAGCCCCUGGGCCGGGGUAGGGGACGUCGCGGUGGUCACGGCAUGGCCACCUCCGAGGCUGCUUCGUCGUGUCUGUGCUGGCCGCGGGUACGGAGGAGCUGCUCCCGCCCCGCAGGGAUGAGGGGAAUGUGCGUGUGUGUGUGUUGGCGCACGAGGGUUACUAUUUAAUGUCUAUAUUAGCACUAUCUACACACUAAGGAGCUGAGGUCCUUAUAUAUACUCCAUUUCAUGCCUUGGCUUGGCUUGCAGUGACGGGGACGAGCCUUUGUGGCUCUGCGAGCUCUGGAGGGCUGGCGGCUCUCGCUGCUGUGGUGAACACGAGCCUGGCAGCCGCUCUGAGAUGUCCCGCUGUACGUCGGGUGCCGGGGAUGGUGCUCGGUGCCUGCAGACCCCAGGCUGUUACAGCCGGGUUGCGCUGGCCCCAGCCUCGCUGGGAGGAUGGGCACGAGCGGGAGCCAUGGUACUGGGAGAAGUUGCCGGAGCCGGAGGGUUGUCAUCCCUCCCGCGCCGCUGGGACCGUGGGAAGCUCGCUUGGGCAGCUAGGCUCGGCCCCGCCGGUUCGCUUCCCACUCCUCGCGCUAGCCCGAUGCGCCGGCCGGGUCUCCGCACCGCGAGGUUGGACGGUGCUUCUCCCCGGCCGGCGCGUUUGGUCCCCGCAGCCCCAGUCCCGCCUUAAGACUGGGGUUUAACCUCCUCCUGGGCCGCUCGGGGACGGGAGCAGCUCGGUUUGGGUUUGGGCCGCGGCGUGGGCAGGCGCGUGCUGGUGGUGGCUGGGUCGUGGGACCGAGGGGGACACUGAGGGGAAGCAGAGCCGGGCACCUGCGACACUAUCGUCCCUACCAGCCCCACACCCCGCUGCUUGUCCCCAGCCCCAGGGCCUCGCGCCCUUCAGUGUUCGUAAUAAACUGAGACUGGUGAAAA